AUGCCCUUCCGCCAUUUCACUGACCGGGAACUCGAGCUGGUUCGCGCUUGGAAGCUUGAAGGGCGGCGCCCUGCCGAGAUUGCGGAGCUGCUGGGACGGCACAUUUCCACGAUCGUCCGGCACUUCCAGCGGCUGUCCCGGGGCCGGGCUGCCAAGCGGCAGCCCACAGGACGACCGCCCAGCCUGACUCAGCGCCAAGUCGACCAAGUUGUGAGCACAACCCAGCGGCUUGUGAAAGAAGCCAAAGCUCAGUGGCAGGUCACGGCUGCCAUGGUGCGACAGGCGCUGCGUCUGAAAUGCUCUGUUCUGCAUGAGCGCGGGAUCACCUUUCGACCAAUGCGCCAGAAGCCGCUGCGCACUACGGCUGAUGAGCACACCCGACUGGAGUGGGGGAAGAAAUACGCCCCAAAAAGGGCAUCCUUCUGGUCUGAGAGGGUGCACGCCUACCUGGACAACAAGUUCUUCCCCGUCUACCCGAACCACAAGGCAAGGUGCUACGCUGCCAAGCGCGCCACUGGUACCUACCGAGCAAGGGGCGAGGGCUUGGGCGAGGGGCAUGUUCGACCACGCAAGACCUUGAAAGUGUCUUGGGGGAAGAGUGUCAACGUGGCGGUGGCCCUGAGUGCCCAGAAGGUUCUGAUGUGCCACGUGGUGGAAGGCCACUGGAAUGCAGCGGAGGCCUGCCGCAUGUAUGCACGGAGCCUGGGCCCUGCCCUGCGACGCGCAAGCCCCGAGCUCGACCGGUUUGUGGUGCUGGAGGACAACGAUCCCAGCGGCUACAAGAGCCGGGCGGCCAGGGACACAAAGGUGGAGCAGCGGAUCAGCGUGCUGGAGAUCCCAAAGCGCUCGCCUGACGUCAACCCACUCGACUACGGCUUCUGGGCCCACGUCAAUGAGCGGCUGCGCGUGCAGGAGAGCCGCUUCGGCGUCAAUUUUCGUGAAUCCAGAGACCACUUUGUGCGCCGGCUCAGGCGCACGAUCCUGCGCACCCACCCGGCCUUCCUGCGCUCAUUGGUGACAUCCAUGAAGCGGCGAGCAGUGGCCUUGGUGGCCGCCAAAGGGCGGGACUUUGAGGAGAAGCACAUGCACUACACGCACGUCCGCACCACGUCGGCGGGCACCGGGACCCGGGCUGGGUUCUGGGAGCACAUCCUCCAAGUCUACCGAGAAGCAUACCCAGACGCUGAUGGUUUGCGGGACGAGCACCAUCAUUGCCCAGUGUACUGCAGCAAGCGGCACUACUGGAAGCGUGUGGCUGACAUCUCCUACCAGAAGUACAAGGUGAAGCUCCACGCGGCCACGCACGACGGGUACUACACCAUGUAUUCUUACAUCACCGCCCCGACUACGAAGAAGCCCUUGGCUGUUGGACGCGGAGACGCCCUGCGGCAGUUGCUGGAAGCAGGCGCCAUUGCUGCCCGUGCCUUGAAUGGACGUCAACACAAGCAACAAGCUGAAGAAGCUCCGCAACGUGCGCCGCAGAAGCGCUUCCGCUCCGGGGACAUCUUCACCCUCAUGGAGGAGCACAACUUGCAGAAUGUCCUGGACUUGCAAGGGCUGGCCAACUCCUUGGCCCAGCAAGGCAACCCUCGCUUGGCGCAGUUCUGCACAAGCAUGGGUGAGGACCGCUUGGGUCAGCUGCUCAAUGCAGCACGUGGUGUCAUGGAAGCACCCACGCGUGUGGCCAUGCGCCAGCACUCCCGUUUGGACACCUUGCGGGACGCAGCCAUGACUAGUCCUUGCACCUGCAGCGGCGUGUGGGCUCCAGCUGCUCUUCGCACCUUGACCAACAACCAAGAGGAUGUGCGCAGGUUCUGCCAAGACGUCUGCCGCGCCCUGCAGUUGGGAGCUCGGCGGGGCGUCAACCUCGCAAUUGUCGGCGUCCCAGGCAGCGGCAAAAGCAUGCUCCUUGAGCCCUUGGACGGCAUCUUUCAGGUCAUGGGGAAACCUGAAGCCCGGAGCUCCUUCCCUUUGGCCGGUGCUUUGGAUGCGCAGGUGUUGCUGUGGCAAGACUACAAGCACCAGGAUCAGACUGUGCUUUUUGAGGACUUGCUCUCCCUCACCGUGGGGGAAAUGAUCUCAGUCCGAGUGCCACACCAAAAGAACCAGACCUUCCGCAACGUCGCGCCCCUCUUCUACACCUCCAACUUCCCGCUGCAGGUGCGCCGGCCUGACUUGGAGGAGGCCACGCGCUUGAACCAAGCCAUGGCCGAGCGCUUCUGCACGCGUCAGUGGAAGAUGCCGUUGCCAGAAGCCGAGCGGAUCCCGGACCUGCCUCGAUGCUCACGGUGCUGCGCCGCGUUCUACCUUGCCAACAAUUGCGGAGCUGCUGGGACGGCACAUUUCAUCGUCCGGCACUUCCAGCGGCUGUCCCGGGGCCGGGCUGCCAAGCGGCAGCCCACAGGUCACGGCUGCCAUGGCAUCGCCCGCUGCGUGCGGAAAUGCUCUGUCAAGACCAUCCGCAAAGUUCUGCAUGAGCGCGGGAUCACCUUUCGACCAAUGCGCCAGAAGCCGCUGCGCACUACGGCUGAUGAGCACACCCGACUGGAGUGGGGGAAGAAAUACGCCCCAAAAAGGGCAUCCUUCUGGUCUGAGAGGGUGCACGCCUACCUGGACAACAAGUUCUUCCCCGUCUACCCGAACCACAAGGCAAGGUGCUACGCUGCCAAGCGCGCCACUGGUACCUACCGAGCAAGGGGCGAGGGCUUGGGCGAGGGGCAUGUUCGACCACGCAAGACCUUGAAAGUGUCUUGGGGGAAGAGUGUCAACGUGGCGGUGGCCCUGAGUGCCCAGAAGGUUCUGAUGUGCCACGUGGUGGAAGGCCACUGGAAUGCAGCGGAGGCCUGCCGCAUGUAUGCACGGAGCCUGGGCCCUGCCCUGCGACGCGCAAGCCCCGAGCUCGACCGGUUUGUGGUGCUGGAGGACAACGAUCCCAGCGGCUACAAGAGCCGGGCGGCCAGGGACACAAAGGUGGAGCAGCGGAUCAGCGUGCUGGAGAUCCCAAAGCGCUCGCCUGACGUCAACCCACUCGACUACGGCUUCUGGGCCCACGUCAAUGAGCGGCUGCGCGUGCAGGAGAGCCGCUUCGGCGUCAAUUUUCGUGAAUCCAGAGACCACUUUGUGCGCCGGCUCAGGCGCACGAUCCUGCGCACCCACCCGGCCUUCCUGCGCUCAUUGGUGACAUCCAUGAAGCGGCGAGCAGUGGCCUUGGUGGCCGCCAAAGGGCGGGACUUUGAGGCGUGGUUCCAGGGGUUGGCCCUGCGCAGCCUGCGGGCGUGGCGCUGCCAGUGGCAGCCGCUGCUGCCGAACUUGGCGAGUCAACCAGAACGCUGCUUCGAGUGCAAUCCUGCUGAGAGACUGGCGGACUGCACGGCCUUGUCGGUGGAUGUGCAGAGGAAGCACAUGCACUACACGCACGUCCGCACCACGUCGGCGGGCGACCGGCAGCCUUCCACCUUCACCCGGGCUGGGUUCUGGGAGCACAUCCUCCAAGUCUACCGAGAAGCAUACCCAGACGCUGCCAACCCCACGGGCUCCAUCGUGCAGUUUGGGGCAGUGGCGAAGGAGCGGCAUGCGGCCUCGCAGGAUGGUUUGCGGGACGAGCACCAUCAUUGCCCAGUGUACUGCAGCAAGCGGCACUACUGGAAGCGUGUGGCUGACAUCUCCUACCAGAAGUACAAGGUGAAGCUCCACGCGGCCACGCACGGGUACUACACCAUGUAUUCUUACAUCACCGCCCCGACUACGAAGAAGCCCUUGGCUGCAUUGGACGCGGAGGUGUUCUUGUCGGUGGACCACCCGCGUGGAGACGCCCUGCGGCAGUUGCUGGAAGCAGGCGCCAUUGCUGCCCGUGCCUUGAAUGGACGUCAACACAAGCAACAAGCUGAAGAAGCUCCGCAACGUGCGCCGCAGAAGCGCUUCCGCUCCGGGGACAUCUUCACCCUCAUGGAGGAGCACAACUUGCAGAAUGUCCUGGACUUGCAAGGGCUGGCCAACUCCUUGGCCCAGCAAGGCAACCCUCGCUUGGCGCAGUUCUGCACAAGCAUGGGUGAGGACCGCUUGGGUCAGCUGCUCAAUGCAGCACGUGGUGUCAUGGAAGCACCCACGCGUGUGGCCAUGCGCCAGCACUCCCGUUUGGACACCUUGCGGGACGCAGCCAUGACUAGUCCUUGCACCUGCAGCGGCGUGUGGGCUCCAGCUGCUCUUCGCACCUUGACCAACAACCAAGAGGAUGUGCGCAGGUUCUGCCAAGACGUCUGCCGCGCCCUGCAGUUGGGAGCUCGGGGGGCGUCAAUCUCGCAAUUGUCGACGUCCCAGGCAGCGGCAAAAAUGCUCCUUGAGCCCUUGGACGGCAUCUUUCAGGUCAUGGGGAAACCUGAAGCCCGGAGCUCCUUCCCUUUGGCCGGUGCUUUGGAUGCGCAGGUGUUGCUGUGGCAAGACUACAAGCACCAGGAUCAGACUGUGCUUUUUGAGGACUUGCUCUCCCUCACCGUGGGGUCAGGGGAAAUGAUCUCAGUCCAAUAUUUAGGGCUUCAAGUGCCACCCAAAAGAACCAGACCUUCCGCAACGUCGCGCCCCUCUUCUACACCUCCAACUUCCCGCUGCAGGUGCGCCGGCCUGACUUGGAGGAGGCCACGCGCUUGA
Molecule: messenger RNA, 4644 nt
Organism: Effrenium voratum
Lineage: Eukaryota; Dinophyceae; Suessiales; Symbiodiniaceae
Source: the annotation of a GenBank genome assembly